This is a messenger RNA of Coregonus sp. 'balchen', 4187 nucleotides long. The record is from the annotation of a GenBank genome assembly. NCBI's taxonomy places the organism in Eukaryota, Metazoa, Chordata, Actinopteri, Salmoniformes, Salmonidae.
GAUUUUCUAUCCUAAAAUACAGUGCUACAUAAAAUUAUUAAAUGUAUUGUUGUUGUUUUGAAUUGAUUGUGCUUCAUUCAGUAUUUAGUAGUGCUAUUUUAAACACACACACACAAUGCUUGAUAAGGGAUUUGCCAGUGACAAAUGAAGCAGGAUAGUUUUAAUUGGAGAUGGUGUUUUUGAUGAUGCUCUCGCUUUGUGUAAUCUUCACUCUCCCAUUCAUAAUCCCCUCUUAUCUCCUCAUGGUUGUGGACUCUAACCAUUCGUCUUAAAAGUAAGUACGGUACUGUAUUACAAUGACAUUCAUUAUUCUAUAAUAUCAAUGAUUUUCUACAGGUGAGGCUUUCAAGAUUGUAUAAUUUCACUAACCAACAGUAAUUGACUGCAUUCAGUUAUAUCUUUAAAACUUAUAAUCACUGAUUUUUCUCUUCUUCAGUGAACGAGUGGGCCAACAGCACAGCAGUAAUGAUGGAGCAGUCCUGGACGAGGGUUGAGAGGUCAGUGCUGGUGGCACUUCUGAGCGUGGAGAUGGUGUUGGGGGUCAUUGGGAACUGUCUGGUACUACUGGUAAAAAUCAUGGUAGGUAACUGUUAUUAUUUCCAACUGAGUGUGUGUGUGUGACUUCUCACACACACACUUCUCUCCCUGACCUACUGUUAGGAUAUCUAACCAAGUACUCGUAUAUCCUCGUUAUAACCCAGUGUUCUGACUGUAGCUUACUUCUGUGAGUGUGUUGUAGUUUACAUAUGCCUGCCUGAUUGUGGCACUCUUUUACAAAAUGUUGUAGUGCAAACAAACUCUAUCUGCUGAUAAAGAGGCACUGAGCAAUGCCAAUGAGUAGAGCCUAUGUAACAAAUUAAAUUAAAAAAGAGUAUGAAAUAGAAUAAUCUCUCUCUCCGUCUCUUUCUCAGUGUAGGGGUCGGUUUCCCUGUAGAUACUGGGUCCCCUUCGUCAGUCUGACCAUCUCCGACCUUGGCUCCUCCCUGCUCAUCAUCUCUGGCUCCUUAUUGGCUAUACUGACUAAGGGUCAGAGGUCACCAUUGUGCGAGGUCGUCAGCUUGCUCAAAUUCGCCUUCAUCACUUCCUCAAUUGGAAGCAUAGGUGAGACUCUCCUGUGCCUGGGUUGUUGGCGUUUUGAAUCCACAUUUCACAUGGAGAAACAACAGUGUUACAGGACUGACUUUGAGGAACACUUACUGCGUUAACCAACUUCUCUUCACACACACACACACACCUUUUACCUUCCAUUCUCACUAUUCACUUCUAAACACCCACUCCUCUUCUCACAUAUGCAUCUUUUACAUCUAAUUCAACAAUCUUCAAUCCUCUUACAUAUAUUCUGUAUCCCAAAUGGCACUCUAUUCCCUAUGUAGUGCACUACUUUUAAAAACACUCAUUCCUCCCCUCUCCACAGCGAUUCUCUGCGUCCAGCGAGCCAAGGGCAUGGCCGCCACAGGAAGUGGCGCCUCUGUUGUCGUGGCGCUGGCUUGCCUGGCUUCCUGGUUGACAGGGGCGGUGUUUGGGAGCGUCCCUGUGGUCUACAACUGGAUCAGGUGAGGGAGGGGUGUGGUGAGGGUCUUGUCGUUAUUUGGGUCAUACUAGACAUACAGUGUGGAAGGCUAGGUCAUUUAUCACUUAUCUUCUCUUCCAUCAAUGUACUCGGGUCCAUCUUUAGCCCAGUUAGCCAAUCUAAAUUAGGGGUUUUGCACAGAAUUAUAAUUAUUUGGGAAAUAAUGGGGGCCCAAGGAAAAAUGGGCUGGUGUCAGGCCCUCAAGGAAAAAAAUUGUCCGGUCUGUUAGAAAUGUCCAGGCCGAAUUUGGUCCAGUCCGUCCCUGCCUCUGAACUCUCUGUCUCUCUCUAACUCUCAGGUACGACCCUGCAGAGAUGCUGUGUGCAGUGUUCUGGGACAGCAGUUACUCUGACAUGCUGGUCUACAUCCUCUGUGCUUUCUCCAUCUGCAUCUUCCCCCCCUUCCUCCUCAUCCUCUUCUGCUCUCUCUUCACCGCUGCUGGCUGUGGGAGGAACUGCGACAGGUAUGUGUUGUGAUUUGUGAGCAUUUGGGUGCAUCGCAAUAGCCUGAAAUGGUCUCCUCCCCCUCGUCUCAUUUACAUCAUCUGCAUUUAUGUGAAAUAACUGCACAUCAAUUUCCUGAUGCAUUCACACCAUUCUUGCGAUACCAACGUAUCUUAUUCAAGCUGGAAACAGAGGUUCCAUUCACAUAUACUAGAAAAUGACAGAUCAGUGCAGAUGAUGGAAAGGCGAUUAAGAGAGAAGGCAACCUCCGAUAGAAUGAGAGGCACCCAGAUUAGUACCUUCCUCAGUAAUGGCUCUCUUUCCCUCUCUCCUUCAUAGUGACCCAGAUGACCUCUCCUCUGUCACUCCUCUGAUGGUGGCCUUCUACCUAUUCUGCAACACUCCCUUCGCUGUGUCUGAGGUGACACACGCACACAAAUGUCUACACACACACACACUCUUCAGAUUAAUCUUGUCAUGCUCCCCCCUGAAGCCAAUGGUUAUUUUUGACCUCUCUCACUUCCCCACAGCUGAUUCUCCUGGGUAGACUGGACCUAUCCCCUGCACCUAAUUGGCUGAGAACCCUGUCGUCCAUGAUGUCCUACCUAGACUGCGGGUUGAACCCAAUCAUCUACUGUGUCAAUCAGAACUUCCGGGAGGCGGGACUUGCUCUGUUCUGGACCAGUAGGAAGUUGUUAUUCUCUGAGCCUGUGCUGACAAGCGUGACAACGUUAGAAUUGUAAAGAUUGACCGCAAAAUAAAUUCUGUAAAGUUGGUGGCUAAAAUAUUUAUCAUAAAACAGAUUUAAUUCCUCCAAUUUGAGAUAUUAUGACAAUGACUGGAAAUACAUGUUGCACUGAUCUUGAUAUUGCUUAUGAGACUAGAUGUUAACGAACGGGACAUCAUGCAUUGGUUGAAAUUACAAAGAAAAAACUAAUAUAUAUCUUCAUCAAUCUUAAAUCAUUGGCUGACUCAGUUUUCUGAAUUGUUGUUUUGUUGCUGUCUUUUCCCCUCUGCAUUUUAUCAAACCAGCCUACCUACACCUAAAUAUUUUAGUUUUUUUCCCCAAAUCUGAAUUAGGUGUGAUUGGCCUACUAUCUAGAAUAUAACUUCAGUGAAUUACAGACACAGUUGUCAUUUGCCCUUGAAGUGGGCUGUUUCUUCUACACAAUUUCUGCUCCCUUAAGUUCAUGAAGACAAUUGAAUGAAUUAACAUACAUUAGUUGCGGCCAGACUCAGACCUAUUGCCCCAUGAUAUUGAUUGCCAUUGACAAUCCAUGGAUAGACCUAUUCAGUCCGUUUUGGUGCUAUGCUUGUGACGUGCGUGAGAAAGCAGAAACUGUAGUGGAACUGCAGAACGUCACACACUUUGGACCAGAAGUGUCCGGUGAGAUGUUGGAACGGUUGGUACCGGGCCAGGGUGUGAUCCAUCAGUUUCAGCAACACGAACCCACAGCAGGACAGCACGGCGAGACCCAGGUAUCUCCGGGAGUGGCAGUCUCCAUGGUUACGGUUUACCCCGACACCUUUGAUGACCGCGAAGGCCACGUGACACCCGAGGGCCACCUCGAACCCAUGGUCGUGCACCAGCGAAAGGCCAUAGCUGAGAAUGGAGCACAACUCGACCGUUAACGCGUACCGUGGCCGCCAACCGUGCUCUAUAAAAUGGCACCACACCGGCACCCACGCGAAGAUGGGAAGCGUGAACCACUGGUCCAAAACAGCGGGUGCGCGAAGGAGCGUCGCGAGGCGCACCCACUGCACAGGUGCGUAGGCAAUGGCCAUGAGUGCGAACAUGUCUUUGACGUAACCUGCCCUAGUGUCUCUUUUACCGUCCGUCCGUUGAAGUAGCCAGUAAAGGCCCAUGAAAAUGUAUCCCAAAUUGACCAAUGAGUUGAAUGGCAUUGCCAGGUAACUGGGUAGGUAGUCAACUGUCUUCUCGGCGUAGUGAUCAUAGCUCAUGUCGACUAAAACACUGUUGAAUAGACCAGUGUUCGCCAAAACGAUACAAACACAAAAGGGCACUAAAACGUGUAUCAAUGCAGACUUCAUUUUUAUAUCAUAUAUUCCAUCGCAUUGGUGCGAUAAUUGUUUAAAAAAAAUAGAAAUGGAAAUAUUUUGACAGAGCAAGUUGCGACUCAAACUUUUUCUGUUGUUUUUCCGGUGGAAUCACA